This is a messenger RNA of Oncorhynchus kisutch (coho salmon), 4635 nucleotides long. It is a transcript of the gene foxred1, whose product is annotated as FAD-dependent oxidoreductase domain containing 1. The coding region runs from base 150 to 1664 and encodes 504 amino acids. The record is from RefSeq and is a predicted model, not a curated record. The transcript is spliced from 11 exons. Gene Ontology annotation, biological process: mitochondrial respiratory chain complex I assembly. NCBI's taxonomy places the organism in Eukaryota, Metazoa, Chordata, Actinopteri, Salmoniformes, Salmonidae. Gene Ontology annotation, cellular component: cytoplasm.
GUCGAAUCGAAGUGUCGCACCAGACAGUGAAUAUUAAUUUCAGGGUUAGCCAACACACCAUUUUGUGCUCAAAAGCCAGCUAGCUAGCUUACAUUAGCAUUUACAGUGUGCUAGUAGUGCUGCUAGAGAGAAGAAAUCAAGCUCCAGCAAUGUCAAUGUGGAAGGGACUGCACAUGACAGCGCGUGCCGCUCAUGGAAUUCAUGUUUCCUCGCGAUUUAUCCAUAAACACACGCGACUCUGCACCCGAAACAUCAGCACUAGUAGACCCGUGCAAAAUGAUUUCUUCAAAGAUCUCGAGAACCAGUUCAAAGCGUUCAGGGAGAAAGCGGCAGACGCCAUGCCUGGCAGUGACUGGACUCCGUUUGAGAAGAACUCCUCACUCCCCCCUGAGAGGGCGGACAUCGUGAUCGUAGGAGGUGGCGUGGUGGGCUGGUCCAUUGCCUAUUGGCUGAAGCAGAAAGAGAUGAUUCGGGAUGGGGUGCGGGUGCUGGUGGUUGAGAGGGACCCCACUUACUCCCAGGCCUCCACGGUGCUGUCUGCUGGGGGGAUUCGACAGCAGUUCUCCUUGCCAGAGAACAUCCACCUGUCCAUGGCCUCGGCUGACUUCAUGAGGAACAUCAAUGAACACUUGAGUGUGCUGAAUGACGACCCCGUGGACCUGCAGUUUAACCACUCCGGAUAUCUUUUUCUGGCCAGUGAAAAAGUGGCUCAUAUCAUGGAAGAAAACUACAGCACCCAAAGGUAUGCUGGAGCAAAAGUCUCUCUUCUUUCACCUACACAACUAAAGGAGAAAUGUCCAUGGAUCAACACUGAUGGAGUAGUGCUAGCUUCAUAUGGGCUGGAGAACGAGGGCUGGUUCGACCCCUGGAUGCUGUUGAACGCUUUCAGACGGAAGGCCAUCUCCAUGGGGGUCUACCAGUGCUUUGGAGAAGUCACAGGUUUUAGUUACACCACAAACACAAUGACUACUGCAGAAGGAGACAAGGUGGAUUUCAGGAGAAUCAAAUAUGCUAAUGUCCAGAUGCCCAACAGUCUGGAGUACCAGCCUGUGGAGUGUGCCAUCGUGGUGAACGCUGCAGGGGCCCUCUCCGGUAAGGUGGCAGAGAUGAUGGGCAUCGGGCUCGGCCCGAAAGACACCAUCUCUGGAAUCCCGCUACCCGUGGAGCCCAGGAAAAGGUUCAUCUAUGUGGUCCACUGUCCAAACGGGCCAGGGCUGGACACUCCCUUCCUCGUAGACUACUCUGGAGUGUACUUCAGACGAGAGGGGCUGGGAGGAAACUACAUUGCUGGGAUGUCACCAGAAGAGGAAGAGGAGCCAGAGACCAAUAACCUGGAGGUGGACCACCAGUUCUUCCAGAACAUCUGGCCUCAUUUGGCCCACCGGGUCCCUGCCUUUGAGUGCCUCAAGGUGAAGAGCGCAUGGGCCGGCUUCUACGACUACAACACCUUUGACCAGAACGGCAUCGUGGGCAUGCACCCGCUGGUCAACAACAUGUUCUUUGCCACAGGCUUCAGUGGGCACGGGCUGCAGCACUCGCCGGCAAUAGGUCGCGCCAUGGCCGAACUCAUCCUGGACGGGGGCUUCAAGACCCUGGACCUGAGCGCCUUCAGCUUCAAACGCAUCAUGACCAAGGAACCCAUAUUAGAGAGGAACAUUGUCUGAGAGGGAGAGUCUGAAAUUUUUACGAAGGGAGGAAAGAGUGGAAAGAGGAAUGCCUUGUCGCAUUCUACAGUCUUGUGGGAAAUAUGGUCUCGAAAUAAGAGUUUGCCAAAGUUUCUGGUGAGGUGAAUGGUGUCCUAUUAAUUUCUUCACUAAAGUGCAUGAGGGAGUAACUGCACAUUUCACAAGCUCAAAUCUGUGGUCUACCGGUGAGACCACAUGGCAGCGGCCUCAGCCAAAGUGCUUUGCACUUAAACACAGUCACCCAUUGCUUGGGAGUGCUCAGAACUCCGACCGCAAGACUGAAUGGGGAAAAAUGGGAUGCGUCAGAAAUGCAUCUCAGGAACGAGUGAGGGACUUUGUGGGAUGAGGAAGAGAAGAGGGUAGAAGAAAGAGCCUUGACAGCAAACAUGGACUUCUGAAGUAAGCAUGGAAUUUAGGAUGCCCAAUAUCUAACCUACUGUACAAAGAAUAAGGUACUGACAUACAAUGCGUUAGCACAAUUAAAGGCUUUUAGUUGGAUAUUGGAGUAAUUCCCAUUCCUCCGAUGGUAAACCUGUAUUGAAUGGUUUGAUUAUGCAUUAUGCUUUUUUAUUUUAUUUAACCAUUUAACCUAGACAUGUCACUUUACUCUUGAUCACAUAAGCAUUCAACUGUAUUUGUAUAAGAAAAAGUGAAGUUGGAAGUUUAAUUCCUGACAUUUAAUCCUCGUAAAAAUUCCCUGUCUUAGGUCAGUUAGAAUCACCACUUUAUUUUAAGAAUGUGAACUGUCAGAAUAAUAGGAGAGUGACUUACUUCAGCUUUUAUUUCUUUUAUCACAUUCCCAGUGGGUCAGAGGUUUACUGAAUUAGUAUUUGGUAGAGUUGCCUUUUAAAUUUGGGUCAAACAUUUUGUAUAGCCUUCCACAAUAAGUUGGGUAAAUUUUGUCCCAUUCCUCCUGACAGAGCUGGUGUAACUGAGUCAGGUUUGUAGGCCUCCUUGCUCGCACAUGCUUUUUCAGUUCUGCCCACACAUUUUCUAUAGGAUUGAGGUCAGGGCUUUGUGAUGGCCACUCCAAUACCUUGACUUUGUUGUCCUUAAGCCAUUUUGCCACAACUUUGGAAGUAUGCUUGGGGUCAUUGUCAAUUUGGAAGACCCAUUUGUGACCAAGCUUUAAAUGGUGACUGAUGUCUUGAGAUGUUGCUUCAAUAUAUCCACAUAAUUUUACUUUCCUCAUGAUGCCAUCUAUUUUGUGAAGUGCACCAGUCCCUCAUGCAGCAAAGCACCCCCACAACAUGAUGCUGCCACCCCCGUGCUUCAUGGUUGGGGUGGUGUUCUUCGGCUUGCAAGCCUCACCUCCCCUUUUUCCUCCAAACAUAACGAUGGUUAUUAUGGCUAAACAGUUAUAUUUUUGUUUAAUCAGACCAGAAGACAUUUCUCCAAAAAAUAUGUUCUUUGUCUCCAUGUGCAGUUGCAAACCGUAAUCUGGCUUUUUUAUGCCGGUUUUGGAGCAGUGUCUUCUUCCUUGCUGAGCGGCCAUACAGGUUAUGUCUAUAAAGGACUGGUUUUUACUGUGGAUAUAGAUAAUUCUGUACCUGUUUCCUCCAGCAUCUUCACAAGGUCCUUUGCUGUUGUUCUGGGAUUGAUUUGCGCUUUUUCGCACCAAACUACAUUAAUCUCUAGGAGACCGAACACGUCUCCUUCCUGAGCGGUAUGACGGCUGCGUGGUCCCAUGGUGUUUAUACUUGCGUACUAUUGUUUGUACAGAUGAACGUGAUACCUUCAGGCAUUUGGAAAUUGCUCCCAAGGAUGAACCAGACUUGUGGAGGUCUUUGCUGAUUUUCCCAUGAUAUCAAGCAAAGAGGCACUGAGAUUGACGGUAGGCCUUGAAAUACAUCCACAGGUACACCUUCAAUUGACUCAAAUUAUGUAAAUUAGAUUAUCAGAAGCUUCUAAAGCCAUGACAUCAUUUUCUGGAAUUUUCCAAGCUGUUUAAAGGCACAGGCACCUUAGUGUAUGUAAACUUCUGACCCACUGGAAUUGUAAUACAAUGAAAUAAUCUGUCUAAACAAUUGUUGGGAAAAUUACGUGUCAUGCAAAGUAGAUGUCCUAACCGACUUGCCAAAACUAUAGUUUGUUCACAAGAAAUGUGUGGAGCGGUUGAAAAAUCAGUUUUAGAGACUCCAAUAAUGUAAACAAUGUAAACUUCCUACUUCAACUGUACAUGUGAUGCAGUAAAGACGUCAAUCUAUUGACAUCUUUACCGCAUCGCAUGUGUUUGUAUAAAAAAAAUUAACACUUGUGAUCAAUAGUAAAAUGAACUAGUUUAGAAACCCAUGGCUUCAAUUUCAAAAUCUAUGUGCAAUGGCACAUCAAUUUACCUCAUUGCCGCCCACCAAAAUUAGCCUACAUUUAGGCUAUUGUUUGAAUUUCACACUGUUGGGGUAAAAAUGUGUAAUGCUUGUAUAGAUGUCAACCCCAGUUCAUGUUAUCGUCACCAAUCUAACUGCAUUACAGUUAAACAACUACCACCCCCGAUUUCUAUAUGCUAGUUAUUCUACCAGCUUAUACGAAUGGGAAAUGGCAUUUAGCAGACAGUUUUGUAAACCUGAAACGGACAAUUUCUAAAUAUAUUUGGCUGUUUUCACUGCACAAUAUCCAAAUCAGAUUUUAGUAACCACCUUGUGGGCCUGUUUAUAACAUAAUCACGAUGAUCAUCUGCGUCCUAUGUAUGGUUGUUUUCUUCAGUGUGUGAAUCCCUAUGUGAUUUUACAGGCCAAAUUUCACAUUUACUUCCUUAAUAUGUAAAAUGACGGCCUUGUUUGAAUGUUUAGCCAAAGAGUUUUUAUUUUCAGCACAUACUGGGGGGAAAGCCCACCAAUUCCCAUACAUUGAAAGUCAAUGUAAAUGUGACAUGUAAACCGAUAGACAAAAUGUAACAUGGCAGCUUCCACUCAAGCUCUAAUUGGAGUAGAUAAACACGUCUCCAAAACAA